GUCGCAGGAAAGGAAAGUAACUGGAAAUUUAGGAGUGGAGGUUCUUGUUAUCAGCUCCACAAACUAAAUCGCCGUCCGCAAUGGCCGUGGACAACCUAUUCUGGAACAUAGCACCAACUGCUUCGCCUCGACAAUAACCAUCUCCUUUCGCAUCGAAGGGUUUGAGCUGCCUGAGCGCUGCGCGGUCGAUAUGUUUGCAGUCCUGGAUGCUGAGCAGGCGACCAACGUGGCGGAGCAACAUUCAACGUCUAAGCUGCUUGAGGUGCACCUCGUGCGCGAACUGGCGCCACGUAUUGCAAAGACGGGCGUGGUCAUCACUAUGGUGAAUCCGGGACUGUGCCAUUCGCAACUGGCGCGCGACUACGGUGGGGUUUCUGGGUGUGCAAGGUCGUUUUCGCGCGCUCGACUGAGGUCGGCACCCACACACUGCUCGCUGGCGCGUCCGCGGAUGCUAGCAGUCAUGGCGUGUACAUGUCGGAUGGUAUCGUUGCUGAUGGUAGCUUUCAUCCUUUGUCACGAGCAAUGAGGGUGUUGCUGCAUAGCUCAAGCUAUGGGGCUAGCUAGAUGUGCUGUUGGAGGACAUUGCCCUAGGUUGCACUGUUGUUGUGCCGAGGGGUGG
This is a messenger RNA of Eremomyces bilateralis CBS 781.70, 619 nucleotides long. RefSeq lists its product as uncharacterized. The transcript has a single exon. NCBI's taxonomy places the organism in Eukaryota, Fungi, Ascomycota, Dothideomycetes, Eremomycetales, Eremomycetaceae. The record is from RefSeq and is a predicted model, not a curated record. The coding region runs from base 191 to 526 and encodes 111 amino acids.